AUGUCCCUGCGCAGCAGCUUCGCCCGGCUCCUCCGCAAGCAGGCGGACGCGGCGCUCCAGCUCCCGAAGCCGGCGCACUCCGUGGCGCUGGUGGGAGCCCCCUUCUCCCGCGGGCAGAAGCGGCGAGGCGUGGAUCACGGCCCCGCUGCUCUCCGCGCCGCGGGGCUCGUGGAGCGGCUGGCCGGGCUCGGAUGCCAAGUAUAUGACUUUGGAGACUUGAAUUUCACUCAAGUUCCCAAUGAUGAACUGUACAACAACCUUGUUUUAUACCCACGAUCAGUGGGUUUAGCUAGCCAGGUGGUGGCUGAUGCUGUGAGCAGAGCUGUAGCUGCUGGACACAGCUGUGUGACUAUAGGAGGUGAUCACAGCUUGGCACUUGGUUCUGUCAGUGGCCAUGCACAGCAGUGCCCACACCUUGGUGUGAUCUGGGUAGAUGCGCAUGCUGAUAUCAACACCCCUCUCACAACUCAGUCUGGAAACCUCCAUGGACAACCAGUUUCAUUUCUCUUGAGAGAACUCCAAGAUAAAGUGCCGCAACUUCCUGGCUUUUCCUGGCUAAAGCCCUGCCUUUCAGCAACGGAUAUUGUGUACAUUGGCUUGAGGGAUGUGGAUCCUGCUGAAUAUUAUAUUUUGAAGAACUAUGACAUCCAAUAUUUCUCCAUGAGGGAGAUUGAUCGCCUUGGAAUUCAAAAAGUUAUGGAAAGGACGUUUGAGCAACUGAUGGGCAGGAGACAGAGACCAAUUCACCUCAGUUUUGACAUUGAUGCUUUUGAUCCCUCACUGGCUCCAGCAACUGGGACUCCUGUUCUAGGUGGACUGACUUACAGAGAAGGCAUGUACAUCACAGAGGAAAUACACAACACAGGAAUGCUUUCAGCUGUGGACAUGGUAGAAGUCAAUCCACUGCUUGGAGCCUCUCAAGAGGAAGUGAACGCAACUGCUAGUCUUGCAGUAGAUGUGAUAGCAGCGUGCUUUGGGCAAACAAGGGAAGGGGCACACAUUGCUUUUGAUGAACUCCCAACACCCAGUUCUCCAGAUGAAUCUGACAGAGAAGAGCAAGUGAGGAUUUAAGAGCCCAAAGUGUUGGGUACAUUGGACAUUAAAGAGCUCUGCUGAGGCACCUAAGUGAAUAGGAUUGACUGUCAACACUUGAUAAAUACUGUACUGUCUCAAUUUUUAAAUAAACUAGCUUUUCCACUUGGUCAGUGGCUACUGUAUUAUGUACCAAGUUUUAUUCAUUUGGUUAAGUAUAUACAAGU
This is a messenger RNA of Rhea pennata, 1259 nucleotides long. It is a transcript of the gene ARG2, whose product is annotated as arginase 2. NCBI's taxonomy places the organism in Eukaryota, Metazoa, Chordata, Aves, Rheiformes, Rheidae. The record is from RefSeq and is a predicted model, not a curated record. The coding region runs from base 1 to 1071 and encodes 356 amino acids. The transcript is spliced from 8 exons. Gene Ontology annotation, molecular function: arginase activity; manganese ion binding. Gene Ontology annotation, cellular component: cytoplasm; mitochondrion.